CAAACCAGCUACGAGAACGUAUUCCGCUGAGUUGAUGUUAUUGCAAUAGUUUAAAAUGUCUGCUUUGUAUUUUAUUGCUGUGUUAGCCGUCAACUUAUUUCUGUCGUUUGGCCUUAAAGUUGACAUGACCAGAGAACACUUUUACCGUGGGAAAAGUUUAUUUUGUGCACAACUCAAGUGUACAGAAAACAUAACAGAAGACACUCAAAUGUCAGCUCUUGUCAACAUGUCAGUCUAUAGGAUCAGUGAACCAGAAGGGAAGAUUUUGUUGGCGUCUAUUUCAGGAUCUGAUUCAAAGGUUCGCGGUUAUAAAAUAUCUGGGAUAUUAUCUAAGGGCAAAUUAUCCAAACUUCACGGAGAACUGGUCAUAUCUUUCUCCAAUAUUUCAGCCUGUAAUUUACACCAGUAUAAAUGUCAAGUGUAUUUUACAAAUAAGACAGGAGACACUGGAAUGCUAGACAACAGAACUACGUCUUUUAAAAGCGAGAAAAUCAAGAAAUCUGUUUUGUUGAUGAAUUUAAAAGCUGAAACUUUGAACUACGUGAAAACUGUGGACACAAUGGCCGACUUUCUGAAAUCGUUUGAAGAUCCAGAAAAACUAAAAGGUGCAGACAUGUCAAUGUCCUUACAGAUGUCACAUUCUGGAAGAGAUGGGUACAGUGACGACACGGCUCAGAUUAUAUCAUCUUUAGAGUUAAACAACGUGCUUGAUGCUAAGAUAAAUAACAUCACAGAACAAAUGCAAACAGUGGAUGACAAACUUAGAGCAAUAGACACAAGAAACAACCAAACAAACCGCAUGCUAGAAGCUUUAAACACCACUGUAGAAGAGAUGAAAAACGACUACAACGUCAUUCCUGUGUUGUCACGGAUGACACAUCAGUGCAAAAAGAACGACAAAACUGAUGUACCAGAACGAACGACCGUCAGACUUGGUCAAGAUAAAUUGGCUUUGUGCGACACAAAAACUGACGGUGGAGGUUGGAUCAUUAUUCAGAGACGUGUUUUGGGUGACGUGAAUUUUACGAGAGAUUGGGACGCCUAUAAACAUGGAUUUGGUUCAAUGAUUGGAGAUUUCUGGCUUGGGAAUGACUGGAUCUCUAACCUGACCAUGAUGGGAUACAAUGAACUGAGAAUCGACAUGACUCGAAAAAGUAUAAAGUACUACGCCCAUUACGAUUAUUUCAAGGUAGAAAACGAAGCAGCGUCGUAUAAAGUAUACAUGUCGUCAUUCAGUGGAAACGUUAAUGACAUGCUACAAUAUCAACAUGGUAUGGAGUUUUCUACCUUCGAAAGGGACAAUGAUUUAGUCAGCCAAGCAGAUUGUGCUGAAACUUAUGAAAGUGGCUGGUGGUAUAACAACUGUGGAUAUGUAGCUUUAAAUGGUGUCUGGGGUGCAACAGGCCGUACUACAGGAAUAUACUGGUAUGGGCUAUCAAGCGAUGGACAUAUUGCAGACUCAGUUGAGAUGAAAGUACGUCAAGUGUAAACAAAGUAUCUGAAGAUGUUUUAAAUAAAGCUAUAGCUUUAAGAUAGUGUAGCAGACAUAUUUUUAUUAGACAAAUCUAUUCACUCCACUGUUCUUCUUAAAGUGUGAAGGUUCUCUAUAUUCUGUAACUGAAGAUUUCAAAGUAACCUAAUUAUCACGUCAACGUAAUUGUGUUUUUAUACACACUCAUUAUCAUUUGACUGGUUGCAUUUGUUUCAAAAUGCAUUAUUUUACCAUAUAAAAAUAUUUCUAAUUUUUUAAAUUGUUUUUAAGUAUAGAGUUUUUGUGUUUAUUUUUAUAACUAAGAAAAAAUCAUCUAAAUCUGAGAAAAUACACAUGAUUACAUUUAAA
This is a messenger RNA of Physella acuta, 1840 nucleotides long. Its product is annotated as angiopoietin-related protein 7. Lineage: Eukaryota; Metazoa; Mollusca; Gastropoda; Physidae. The record is from RefSeq and is a predicted model, not a curated record.